AUGAAACUCCUACAUCGUCGUCCAUCUCUCAUCGCUAAUAAAUUCCCUGAACUGGCCGGUUUAAUGGAUGGGCCUUUCACUGUGGGUGGAGGUCAUGGAGGAGGGAUCCCAGGUAGGAAAGUGACAGACUUUUAUUCCAAGGUCAGCGUAGGAUACCAUUUGGAUGUUAAUGUAGCGUAUACUUCUUUAUUUACCAGCUUCGUUCUUUAACCAGAGGAAUAGAAACCGCAGGUCCCUUGAUGCUCACACUGGUACUGAGCCCUCUGAGCUUCCCGAUGUCCAGAGGAAUCAAUACUCUGUGUCCAGCCGAUUGGCAGGUAGGUUCCCGCACAUGAAGAUGACAGAAACACAUAAGAAAGUGACAAACAUUGAAUUAGCAUAGGACAGUAUUGUAGUGUAUACUAUUUUAUUUUGUGUAAGUUGUUGUAGUCAGGCUGCAGUCUAAGAAACUCAAAAGAAACAGAACAAAACCAAAACAAAGCAUGUGUGCCAGAACUGACAGGCUGAGUGGUAAAAUUCAAGGUUAGCUUUGGUCGUCUUACUUACAAACAGUAAACUUUUUUAAUAUUUAAUGUUUUAAUAUUUAACUGUUUUAUUUUACUGUGUUCAUGUCUCUGUUUUAUUAUUUAGGGUUUUACAUUCUAUGUAAAGCGUCUUUGAGUGUUUUUAAAAGCGCUGUACAAAUAAAAUGAAUUAUUAUUAUUAUUAUUAUUAUUAAACUGGUUAAAGAGGACUAGUACCAGACCAGUACAGUAUAGAAACUGUCCUGAGGUUGCAAAACUAAAAUGUCUCAAUAUUUGUGAGUAAAACAUCAACAGUAAAUGGUAAGAAAGUGACAGACUUCAACAUACACUCCACAUUCAGGAUAGGAUGCUAAUUGAACUGUGUUUUUACGUAUCCUUUGUUAUUUACCGGAAAAUCCCCAAAAUGUGCCGAUGAUACUCCCACAACCUCGUCCUGCUCUCCUUAUUAAUGAAUUCCCUGAACUGGUCGGUUUAGUGGAUGGGCCUUUUUCUGCAAGGAAGAGACGUAGCGUGGGGAUCCCAGGUAAGAAGGGGACAGACUUUUACGUACACCCCAAGGUCAGCAUGUACCAUUUGAACGGUAAUGUAGUUUAUCCUUCUUUCUUUACCAGAUUGGCUCGUAUACUCCAGGAAUAGAAACCGCAGGUCCCUUGAUGCUCACACUGGUAAAGAAUUCCUAUUAAUUCCUACAGUAUUGUAGUGUAUACUGUUUUAUUUUGUGUAAGCUGUUGUAGUCAGGCUGAAGUCUUAGAAACCAAAAAUAAAAAAAGUCCAAAAGCAGGUGCACCAGAACUGAUUGGCUGAGUGGUUAAAUUCAAGGUUAGCUUUGGUCAUCUGACUUUCAGACAGGAAAUUGGUUACACAAAGCUGAAUAUGUCUCAAAACUUUUGUCCCCUAGAGGAGAGACGGCCGACUGAAAGAGAUGUUGUGUUCUUGUUGGAUGAAUCUGAUGGAACUAGAACUAGCUUCCCAACUGUGCGAGACUUUGUCCAAGACGUUGUGGAGAGACUCAGUUUGGAUGACAACAAAGACCGUGUCUCAGUGGUUCAGUACAGCAGAGACCCAACUGUCCAAUUCUAUCUGAACACGUACACCACAAAAGAAGACAUCCUUCAAGCUGUCAGAAGGUUAACACACAAAGGUGGAGACACCCGCAACACUGGAGCAGCUCUCCAGUACUUGAGGGAAAAUGUCUUCACGGCCUCUGCUGGAAGCAGGCUCCAGGAAGGAGUUCAGCAGAUCCUCGUUUUGAUAAGUGGUGGAAGGUCCUCUGACAAUGUGGAUGUGCCAACCUCUGCUCUCAAACAGAUGGGUGUCCAUACCUUAGGAUUUUGA
This is a messenger RNA of Xyrichtys novacula (pearly razorfish), 1859 nucleotides long. NCBI's taxonomy places the organism in Eukaryota, Metazoa, Chordata, Actinopteri, Labriformes, Labridae. The record is from the annotation of a GenBank genome assembly.